AUGGCCAACCCUGUGCAGCCUCAGUUUCCUCCUGCACGGGAGCCAGGCACCGCCUCACCCCUGGACCUGCCGGAGAUGGAGAAGCUCCUCACCAAGGUGGACGACAAGGCUGACAAGUCCCUGAAGCUGUCCAAGUCCCUUUCAGGGGCUCUGGACUUGGAGCAGAAUGGCCACGGCCUGCCCUUCAAGGUGAUAUCCGAGGGGCACCAGGAGGCCACACUCCCCCUGUCGCCCUCUCGGGCCAGCUCGAGGCGGGCAUCCUCUGUUGCCACCACCUCGUAUGCCCAGGACCAAGAAAUCCCCAAAGAUUACCUCAUCCUUGCCAUCGCUUCCUGCUUCUGCCCCGUCUGGCCCCUCAACCUCAUCCCCCUCAUCUUUUCUAUCAUGUCUCGAAGUAGCGUGCAGCAGGGGGACCUGGACGGGGCCCGGAGGCUGGGCCGCCUGGCCCGGCUGCUCAGCAUCACCUUCAUCGUCAUGGGCAUCAUCAUCAUCAUCGUGGCCGUGACUGUCAACUUCACAGGUGAGGCCCCGCCACGUGGAGCGGAGGGAGCCAGCUUGCUUGGUGUGAGGACUGUGGAAGGGUGUAGCCCAGCCCUGUGGAACAGCGGUGGAGGGUUAAAAUUCAGCAGAAAUAAAAAGAACCAGGCGCCGUGCUCGCGGAGGCAGGCCCUGCCCAGCUGGAAUGCUCAAACCCACACCCGCCCCACACCACGGGAGGACAGGGCGGUGACUGCCGAGCGCCCGCCUGUCCCCGAGCUCCAAAAGCACAAACUCGGAGGGAAAGCCCCAAGUCACGCUACCGUCAACCACAUCAGAUAG
Molecule: messenger RNA, 819 nt
Organism: Diceros bicornis minor
Lineage: Eukaryota; Metazoa; Chordata; Mammalia; Perissodactyla; Rhinocerotidae
Gene: TRARG1
Product: trafficking regulator of GLUT4 (SLC2A4) 1
Exons: 3
Coding region: 1-819 (272 amino acids)
Cellular component (GO): membrane
Source: RefSeq, a predicted model, not a curated record